ACAUCUUCUUCCACUGACUGAUAAAGCCGCUACACCGAGAAGUAGAGGCAGGACCGAGGAAAUAAGAACAUAGCUUAGGAAAACCCAUUUUAUUCUUGUUUGACUGAAUAUAGAGUUAUUUUUUAUCCGGACAUGACGGACUGAGAUAAAGUAACUCGAACAUCUUUACAUUCUGAAGUGUUGGACUUUUCCUGACUGUUUUCAACGGGAGGAGGUGAUAGGUUACAGUGCUGCGGUUCGUGAGUUAUAACGGUUAUAGGGUUCGGUGACGUCAUUACGUGUGGAAGGGGGCUUUACAAAGUGUUCACUUGUAAACCGGAAGACUACGUAGACAGCCGUUACUUUACAAGCAGGAGCAGAGAAAGCAGAGCAGACGGUGACGUUGACAGAAAAAGACAAGGAGAGUGGAAUAGGGGACAGCAGGAGGAAGAAACACCAACCCCCAGCUAUCUGCCUACCUGAGAGUGCCGCAUCAUGGGGAAACAGAACAGCAAGCUGCGGCCGGAGGUCUUGAACGACCUGAGAGAAAACACAGAGUUCACCGACCAUGAGCUGCAGGAGUGGUACCGCGGCUUCCUCAAGGACUGUCCCACCGGCCACCUAACCGUGGAGGAGUUCAAGAAGAUCUACGCCAAUUUCUUCCCCUACGGAGACGCCUCAAAGUUCGCAGAGCACGUCUUCCGCACGUUCGACACCAACGGGGAUGCCACCAUCGACUUCAGGGAGUUCAUCAUCGCCUUGAGUGUGACGUCCCGCGGCGGGCUGGAGCAGAAGCUGCGCUGGGCCUUCAGUAUGUACGACUUGGAUGGGAACGGCUACAUCAGCCGGGCAGAGAUGCUGGAAAUAGUUCAGGCGAUUUACAAGAUGGUGUCAUCAGUGAUGAAGAUGCCCGAGGAUGAAUCAACACCAGAGAAAAGGACAGACAAGAUCUUCAGACAGAUGGACAUCGACAAUGAUGGUAGAUUGUCUUUGGAGGAGUUCAUCAAAGGUGCCAAGAGCGACCCGUCCAUCGUCAGACUGCUGCAGUCGGAUCAGGGAGCCGCUCGCCAGUUCUGAGUGCAGAGACUAUGAUACACACUUUCUAUUACACAAUCACAAACCCACAUCCAUCCAGCUUUAGAGGCUUGAAUGUCCUCACACCAACCCUGGACAGACAGUCCCUUAGUUUUCAGAACACUCUUUGUCUUAAUGUUUACAUUGAUUUUCUUUAGUAUGGCUUCUUCUCUGUGGACUCCUUAGGUGCCCUUGGUUAAGGUAUUCCUGUUGAACACUCCUUUUCCUUUAAAUGGUUUCUUCUUCUUCUCCCACAUAAGUGAAGUGCCAUAUCAUGUAUUUAUACUGACUGGAUCAUGUGCAAGUAUUAUGACCCCCAUUAUGUUACACUAAGAGGAAACUAAUUACAACAUAAUUUGAUUCAACUUAAGUGUGUUGACAAGUGGCUUAUUGUUCAGGACUGCAGCUGAACAAGUUCUGUAUGCCUUUGGUAUUGCAUGUGCUCAGUGAUAAGCGUUUUCUGAUAUUGUAACAGUUUAUGUGAACAAGGAGGCCGUGAUGGUUUUUAUUCCUUUUUAUUUUUGUAACAAAAAUGUCAUUUUGUUUUCACACAAUUGAAAUAAAGUCGUGUAAGAAAAAUCUA
Messenger RNA from Notolabrus celidotus (New Zealand spotty), 1636 nucleotides. It is a transcript of the gene hpcal1, whose product is annotated as hippocalcin-like 1. The record is from RefSeq and is a predicted model, not a curated record. Gene Ontology annotation, molecular function: calcium ion binding. The transcript has 4 exons. Bases 475 to 1056 code for a protein of 193 amino acids. Lineage: Eukaryota; Metazoa; Chordata; Actinopteri; Labriformes; Labridae.